Messenger RNA from Gracilinanus agilis (Agile Gracile Mouse Opossum), 2586 nucleotides. RefSeq names its product fibronectin type III domain containing 7 (gene FNDC7). The transcript has 12 exons. The coding region runs from base 1 to 2586 and encodes 861 amino acids. NCBI's taxonomy places the organism in Eukaryota, Metazoa, Chordata, Mammalia, Didelphimorphia, Didelphidae. The record is from RefSeq and is a predicted model, not a curated record. Gene Ontology annotation, molecular function: protein binding.
AUGGGAUCUUUUGAUAGCAAAAAGAUUAUCUUUCUGCAGUCUGUUUUAAAUGAUGCAGGUUGUGGAAUCGAGGAUUCUGAAUGGGAAGCUUCCAACCAGUGGCUCCAUGAAAAUACCAGGGGACAAUCAGUGUUGGAGCUAGGCCCCAAGGAGGGUAAGAGCAGAAAAAAAGCAGACUUUAUCAUCUCCAUCUGUGAUGUGACUUCCACGAGCAUUAAUCUGAGGUGGACCAAGUUUGCAGGGGCUGUGUCUUACCAGGUCACAGCCAUUCCUGUCAAUAUGUUAGGCCCCUCAGUAUUUGCCCUUUUCAACGAAGUCACACUCCUAGGCACAGUUACCUCCCUCAGACCCAACACUGUCCAUACCAUCAAAGUGGAUGCCUUUGAUAAGAACGGGAUGUUGCUGGCUGAGGCACUGACAAUGCAAUUAACAGCUCCAGAAAUACCCAUUAUUGAUCGGGCUUAUUCCAAACUUAGCAACAGCAUCACGGUGGAGUGGACACCUGUGCCAGGGGCUACCAGUUACCUGCUCACAGCCCAAGAUGGAGAAUCCUUCAUUGAAACAAUAGUCACUAAUUCACCAGGCACAGUGUCAGGCCUGAAGGCAGCUACCAUGUAUAAAAUCACCAUCAGAUCAGUCAAUGCUGGAGGGAGAAGCCAGGCAUCACUUCCCAAGAAAGCAAAGACAGUCUUGGCUGCCCCAAUCUUGGAUGUGAGCUCCCCAAGUUCUGACUCUAUCCUAGUACACUGGGAAGCUGUGUCCAUGGCCGUUGGAUUCUCUGUGUCCAUCAUGCGCUCCAAUGGCUUGGGUAGGAUGUGGAAAGAGAACACCACCAACACUUCUUUGACUUUCACCAGUCUGGAUGCAGGAACGCUCUAUACCAUAAAGGCAUAUGCCUGGAAUGCUAAUGGGAUUCCUGGAGAUGAUUCUACUUACAAUCAGAGAACAAGUCCUCAUGCCCCAGCAGACAUUCAAGUCUCUUUUGAUAGUGGGACUCAGAAGGCAACAGUUUCAUGGAUGCCAACCGAAGGAGCUUUUAGCUAUACUGUGACAGCUUCCAGUGGGGCUUCAAAGCUGAAUUGUAGUACUGCAUCUACCUCCUGCACCAUUUAUGCCCUUCAGUGUGGAACUGAGUACACCCUUUCCAUUUUGGCAAGUAAUGAUGCUGGAUCUAGUCACUCAACAGCAACAGUGAACUUAAAGACUGUUGCUUGUGCUCCCAGAAGCAUAUUAAUCCAAGAAGACAAUCCUGGCCAUCUGUCUGUGUCAUGGUCUGAUGCUGAACUUGGAGACUACUAUGUGGCCUUUGUGAAAAGUGAUGAUGGUUUGGAGAUGCAUUGUAAUACAUCAUUGACCCAAUGCAAUUUCCCAGCUGAGUGUGGAUUCACAUACUUUAUUAGUGUCUUUGCCUACAACGAGGCAGGGCAGAGCCCUCUAGGUGAUGUGUUCAACUACACAACAGCUCCUUGCUGUCCUGGUGACAUUAAUCCCGUGUUUGUGUCCAGUGAUACAGCCCAGCUUGUCUGGUCUCCUGUCCGUGGUGCUGAAAUGUAUGAAACAAAAGCUGUUGAUGGGAACCACGUAAUUGAGUGCAAUGACACUGCCACUGCGUGUACCCUUUCUGCCUUGCAGUGUGACACUAUGUACAAUGUCACUGUAUAUUCUUUCAGUGAAAUCAGGGGGAGCAAUACAUCUUGUGCUCCCCAUUGUGUGACAACAGCUCCUUGCAGUCCAGAAAUAAAAAAUGUAUCCAAGGACACUUUCCCCAUCAUUACUGUGCACUGGCAAGCUACUAAUGAUGAAGCCACUUAUAUAGUAACUGCCAAAGGAGAAGCUGGGCUCUACCACUGCACAAGCCCUGGAGAAUUCUGUACAAUAACUGACCUACCCUGUGGAUCCAUUUUCUCCAUUAGUGCUGUGGCACAAACAGAAGCAGGACAGAGUUUGCCAAGUUACAGUGUGCCUUUAGAAACAGUGCCAUGUUGCCCAGCAGAUCUGAAAGUAAUUCAAGUCACUCAGUCUGUAACCAAUGUAAGCUGGACCAGUGGGACUGGAGCACAAACUUAUGUGACAGUUUUAGAGUCUCCCAAAGGACAAUCUAAGUGCCAUACUUUGCAAAAUCAUUGUAUCUUGGGAUGCAUCAGCUGUGGCACCAAUUAUACAGUGGCUCUAAAAGCUAUUAGUGCUACAGGAUUGACUUCUGUUUGCACCUACCAAGACUAUUCUUCCAGUGCUUGUUGCCCUUUGGGGGUGAAAUUAUAUCUCCUGGGCAAUAAUGGUAUCCGGAUUUGCUGGCGAACCUCUGUAGGGUCUGCAAACUACCGUGCGGAACUCUAUGGAUCCAAAGGCAUUUUUACUUGUACCCCAAGCUCUGCCCUUAGUUACUGUGACAUCACUGAGAUACUCUGUGGAGAUGUAUAUACAGUCAUGGUGUCUCCAGUUGAUGAAAUGGGAUCAAAACUUACCUUCUGCCCCCAAAAAAUAUAUUCAGUAACCUGUUCCGGCAGUUCAGUAGGAAUGGUGAUUUUCAGAGGAAAGAGAAAUGCAGAAUACACCAAAUUCUGGAUGGAAACAGAGAUUCAGUAA